AUGCCGUCGUUUGAUCUGAAGAAGAACCUUGUUUUCUACGGCGCAUACCACCGCGAACCGCGAAACGUCGCUAUACACAUCGCCUGCGUACCCAUCCUGCUCGCAACAGGCUUCCUCUUCGGCACAAACACACCUACCCUCCCCAUCCGCUCGCCCACGCUCCUAACCCGCCUAAACCUCCCCCUGAACCUCGGCACCCUCGCCGCAGCCACCUACUCCACGCUGUACCUGCUCCUCAGCCCCAACAUCGCCGGCGCAACCAUCGCGCCGCUCGUCCUGGGCGCCGCAUCGCUCGCCAACCGCCUGACGACCAAGUACAACCGCACCAAAGUAAACACCAUUGCCAUUGCCGUCCACGUCGUCAGCUGGAUACUGCAGUUCAUCGGGCACGGCAAGUUUGAAGGGAGGAAGCCUGCGCUGUUGGAUAAUCUGGUGCAGGCGCUAUUUUUGGCGCCGUUGUUUGUGUGGUAUGAGGUGCUGUUCAAGUUGGGGUUUUAUAAGGGGUUGAGGAGGGAUGUCGAGGCUGCGAUUGAGGUUGAGGUUGCCAAGUUGAAGGGCAAGGGGAGGGAGACGGAGUGA
Messenger RNA from Cucurbitaria berberidis CBS 394.84, 579 nucleotides. Its product is annotated as DUF962-domain-containing protein. The record is from RefSeq and is a predicted model, not a curated record. Lineage: Eukaryota; Fungi; Ascomycota; Dothideomycetes; Pleosporales; Cucurbitariaceae. The coding region runs from base 1 to 579 and encodes 192 amino acids. Gene Ontology annotation, biological process: sphingoid catabolic process. The transcript is spliced from 3 exons. Gene Ontology annotation, cellular component: endoplasmic reticulum.